This is a messenger RNA of Hypomesus transpacificus, 4660 nucleotides long. It is a transcript of the gene pawr, whose product is annotated as PRKC, apoptosis, WT1, regulator. Gene Ontology annotation, biological process: positive regulation of apoptotic process; apoptotic process. The transcript has 7 exons. Gene Ontology annotation, cellular component: cytoplasm. The record is from RefSeq and is a predicted model, not a curated record. The coding region runs from base 151 to 1200 and encodes 349 amino acids. Lineage: Eukaryota; Metazoa; Chordata; Actinopteri; Osmeriformes; Osmeridae.
AACGCUGUUCUCUGUUGCGUGUGACUAAUCGAGCUUCCCUGUGAAGUAGCAUUCUAUUCAUACCAACCGUCUGUUCACCUGAGAGAUCGAAAGCGUUGUAAAAGAGCAGGUGAACCCCAUUGGUGAGAACAAACGUGCAAAAAAAGGAUCAUGGCAACGGGGGGAUUUAAAUCUGCACCGACAGACUUUUUAGAAGAAUGGAAGGCUAAACGGGAGAAAAUGAGGGCGAAAAUGCUUGUGGACAUAGCCGCGGCCACUGGCGCGUGUGCUGGUAACGUGGAUGCCACUCCAUCUCUUGGGACAGGCAACAGCAACAAAAGUGAGACGCGCAGUGCCGCUCAGAGCACCGAACUGAACAACAACGCCAACAUUGAUCGCGGGGGCUCUGUUCCCGUUAACUGCCUGACAUCCUCUCCAAUGGCACGCUCAUCAUCGUCCUCGGCCUUGAAGAGACCCGAUGACGACCCGCACCCCACCACACCAGCGCCCAAAGGAGCAGACAACCAGGGAAGUAACUUGAAGAAGACACCUCCGCCGGAGAAAGUUCCUUGUGCCUCUCAAGAUUCCAGCCCCACUGCUGUCUCUAAUGACAGUGACAAAGAAAGCACGUCACCUGGCAAAGGCAAGGAGAAGAAGAAUAGUGGUCCAAGCUCCAGGAAGGGGAAAGGGCAGAUCGAGAAGAGGAAGUUGAGAGAGAAGCGCCGAUCAACUGGUGUUGUCAGCAUACCAUCUAACGAGAGUUUGGAUGAGCUGGAUGAUGAUGACGGAGUGAAGAAGGACGAGGAUAUCACGCAGCACAACACGGUGCAGAAUGAGGCCAUGACCGACCCCGGGGCUGCCCACCUAUUACAGGAUACUCCAAGGUCUGGAAGCGGUCGUCAUAAGAGCUCCUCAGGGCCUGGCUCCGAGGAGGAGUCUGGGGGAAACAGCCGACAGCGCCCCAGCCGCCCCGGGCGAGAGGCUGCAGCCCCCGGAGGCCUGGAGAGAAGGCUGGAGGACCUGGAGAAGGAGCUGGCCAUGGAGAGGCAGGAGAAUGACAAGCUAGUGAAGGCCCACCAGGACAAAGACGACCUCAUCGACAAGCUAAGGGAAGAGAUCGACCUGCUCAACAGAGACCUCGACGACAUCGAGGACGAGAACGAGCAGCUCAAGCAGGAGAACAAGACUCUGCUGAAGGUGGUGGGUCAGCUGACCAGGUAGAACCUCCAGCAGGUAGAACCAACAACAGGUAGAACCUCCAGCAGGUAGAACCUCCAACAGGUAGAACCAACAACAUGGACAUGUCCUUUCCCCAAAAUGAACAACAAACCCUUUACAGUGUCCUCGGACCGCCAUGUCUCACUUUCCUGUCAUUCCUGAAAAAAAAAAAAAAUAAAAAUAAAAUAAAAUAUAUAUAUAUAUAUAUAUAUAUGAGAGAGAAACCGAUUUUAGAACCUCCCAGCCUUAAAUUCUACUUGAGUGUUCCCCCUGAGGAUGGGAUUCUGACUUCAGUGGAUUCUAAAGGAAGUGAGUGUUCCUGUUCCUGGUCUGUUUGUGUCUCUGCGGAGGUCCUGAUGUGUCUAUGGUGGCAUAUUUAAUGUAAAUGUGUUGUAAAUACUCCAUUUGGAUUUUGUUUGUUUGAUAAAACCUUUAAUAAGGAAAACAUUGAAUGUACCCAGUUUAUCACAGAGCACACAUGGUUCUGCUCUAGGUGGUUUAAGUGAGCUGACAAUGCCCUCUCCACAUUCAUAAACUCACGGUCUGUUCACCGGGGGGGGGGGGGGGGGGGGGGGGUCUUCUGACACAGGACACAUUCCCAGAUCCAGGUCAUCCUUAUGUAUAAUGACAUAUUUGCAUUACAUAGCAAAUAUACUCUGUGGAUCAUCUCUACAUCCAUGUCUAUUAGACCGUCAAUAAAUCCUGUGCGAUUCAGACCACAUUUCAGACAAAACCACUACUGUCAGCCAAAGUGGGCUCUGUGCCUCGCCGCGCCCUUUUAGGGACACAUCCAGGAGCGCCACAAGCUUGAAGGAACAAGAGCAUUCGACCUGCUCGUGCCCAUGGUUACCUUGCCAUUCAUAUGUGGUACAUUUGAACCCGGGUUGUAUAGACACAACCCGGGCUCAUUAAAGAUAUACAGUAUAUACCCAUGCUUUAGCUAUUUCAAGUGUCGACAGUUUAGUAUUACGCUGUAGUAUGUUGGUGGUGAGGUUUUGUUUCGGGGUUUAACCCUGUAGGAAUCAAUGUGGAAUCUUUGUGUAUGCAUAUUUUGGCGUCUUUAAUUCAAGCGUUUACAACUUUCCUUUUUUUUUUUUUUCUUGCAAAUGUUCUUGGCUGUGUUAGCUGCUCGUGGUAUACAGUGAGCGAGAUAUUUACAGUAAGCUACAGCUCUCCUUUUGUCCUAUGAUAACCAAAUCAAAUGAAGGAACAUGCUGUUUGAAAUGGCUCUCAACUGUUUACUCUGAGCAAUGAUGAGGCUGAGACAGCAUAUUCCUCUUACCUAAUCUGUACUCAGACCAUGCAUUCCUGUGGGGGCAGGGAGGGGGUGCAGAGGGGCUGGGGAGGGGGUCAGUUAAUUGUGAUGAAGUGCAGCUUUCUAUAUCUCUCCCUCUUGUCUUGUACUUGUCAAGCCCACUGGGUGGCAAAGAAUAUAUUUAAACUGUACAGAGGGGAUUCUGAACAUAAGCACUUUCUCACACACACACACACACACAGUCCAUCUCUCCCACACACGCACACAAUCCAUCUCGCACACACAAACCGACACGCGUCCUACUCCUCUGUCGUUCUCCACUACAUCAUGCAUGUACAGAAGAUGAAGUCAUUUAAUAAAUGUUGAUUAUCUCUCUCCUCAGUCGACUCGUUCUUGUUCUUGAAGUCUAAGUUGAUGUGACAGUGCCGUGUGUCUGGCCAGGUAAUGUACUCUGACAGGACUGGGGUGGCAGGGAAGGCUUACUCCUCCAUCGCUCUAAACCACGUUCUCAGUCAUCAUACCGGUCACUUGUAAGCCUAGCUGGUAGACCACCCUCUCCCUAUAUAACUCUAUAUCUCUCUUUCCCUGGCUAACCUCUCUCUCUUUCCUCUCAGCCCCCCCUCCCCCUCUCUAGCUCGAGUCAUUAGUCCUCUCACCUUGAGAGAGGAAGGAGAGAGGAGGGCUCCACAGGAAGCACAUCACCACUGAUGUCAAGGUAAUUGCCUGGUCUCCUCAGGUCUCCUGGCCAGCCCCCGUAAUACCUAUUAGCAUUUUCAUGGAAAUAAAGGUUUUGCUUCAGUAUGCUUGUGUAAAGGACUGAAACUAUUCCAUCUGUUGGGAGGACUGUUCUCAGGGAGGCUCCUUGGACUCUCCAUGGUUCCCAGGUCCUUCAGUCACCUCACCCAUCCCACGUUUCAGCUUCCGGCUCCCACCCAGAACAGCUGCCUAAACCGCUCAACCUGGUUGAUGGUCCAGUGUCAUCAUUCAUUCUCCCCAAUCCACCGUGGUGAUGUAGAGAUCCAAAUGCAAGAUGCAUGCCAGGAUCUCACCGGUACUGAACGCCACAAAGCUCAGAUUUGUAAUCCAAGUCUGAAGUCACAGAUGAGGAACUAUCAAAGGUUAUUACCCCAAUCCCUCAUUAAGUUGGUUCAGUAGCUGUGCCACAGAACAGAAGGGACACUUUGUAUUCAUUGUUUUUAAGCAGACUUUAAAGAUGUACUUGGAGAUGAUGCAGCUGGUAUGGUCUGUCUUGUAGAAUGGCCCUCACUGUGUACACACCCAGAUGCAUUUGAUCCUGUGGAGCUGAUAGCGGUCUGGGGAGGGUGGCUGUGUCUCCUUAUCUUGUUCUUGAAGGAGCCCAUAUUUCAUUAUCAGUGGUUUCAUGGCUGCUGGUCCUCCGAGUCUAUCUCUCCUCCAUCUCCCAUCCAAUGUGCACGGAGCCACUCGCCCAUCUAGAGACGGGUCACAGAGACGGAGAGAGGAAGGGAUUGAGGGAGGACAAUAGACGGAGAGAGGGAGAAAGGGAGAGAGGGGGAGGGGAAGGGGGGGGAUGAAAAAGAAGGAAAUUCAAUUUGGUUGUUUUUUUGUCAGGUCCAUUUUGACCAGAAAUACAGUUUUGGUGUAUUACAGUAUAUCUUUUGAAAAUCUCCCCACCCGUUCAUUUGUCUCCCUUUUACCCACUUCCAUGUUCUAGAACUCUGAUCCUCGCACAGACAUUGCACCAAGCACAUCGUCUUUGGUCUUUUCCAACCGCACAUGGAUGACCUUGGUGUUUCUGAGAGCCGUUCUGUGGUUGACCGCCAGCCAGGCGUUCCCCUGGUCACUCUCUUCCACGGUUGUCUGGAAGCAGCCAGCUCUGAGUCGGAGCCUGUUAGAUGAGAGCUUGGCGACGAUAUCACCCCGACACUGACUCUUCUCCCCAGCUUCCAUCGACACGACGCGUCGCGGCCACGUCGCAAUGUUGAAACGCCCUUUUCAAGUCAAUAGAGGAGCGUGGUUUGCCAUGUCGGUCGUCUCUGCAGAGUGAAGACUGUGUGAAUAACUCAUGGAAUGGAUUCUCAUAAUUUCGAUCUCCUUACACUGUUACCAUAGCAAUGGUGGUGAUAUGUAUUAGUGUAAACACCCAGGCCUGAUUAUGAUGGCAUACUACACUCUGAUAGCAUGUUUUGUUUUUCCUUUUGUCUGCUUAAUUAAAUGUUUUGUAUCAGA